Racocetra fulgida is the source of this 120-nucleotide messenger RNA. The record is from the annotation of a GenBank genome assembly. NCBI's taxonomy places the organism in Eukaryota, Fungi, Glomeromycota, Glomeromycetes, Diversisporales, Gigasporaceae.
CUAGUAAUUUAGUAUCUCAAUUGACAAGGGAUGAUUCUGUUUCAACUAAAUUACGAGAAAAUCAAUGGAAAUUAGGUGGAAAGACUAGUAACAGCAUAGUUAGUGCAAAAAAUACUUCAG